Auanema sp. JU1783 is the source of this 1038-nucleotide messenger RNA. NCBI's taxonomy places the organism in Eukaryota, Metazoa, Nematoda, Chromadorea, Rhabditida, Rhabditidae. The record is from the annotation of a GenBank genome assembly.
AUGGGCUUAACUAAUUUGUUAGAGAAUCAUUUCCCUCAAAUUGAAGCUAAACUUGAACAGAAUUCUGUGGUUGUAUGGCGGCUCCCUAUUGAAUUUUCUCAGAGUCGAUUCGGUGGACGCCAAACUCCUUCAAAUGCUUGCACACUAAUAGCAAUAUCUCUUGCCGAACUCAUUCAUAGGAACAGUAUAAAUAUAUCCGGAAACAUACGAUACUUAUUUAAUUGUUUUAGAGGUUCUCAUCGGUUAAAAAACGAGUUUUCAAAAGAUGGCGGUCUUCUGAACUUUUGUCCACUUCUCUUAUCUAAUUACAUAAAAGCAAUAAUCAAUGGUAAUAGAAGUCAUGAAGUAGCUUUGGAUAUGAGAAGAAGAAGUAACCCAUCCGACAGUGUCGAUCCUUAUUUCACUAUCCCUGAUGCUUUGAUAGCCGUUAACAACCCAUUUCGAGAAAUCGACUUCUGCUCAAUAGUAGGCCCUAUAAGAACUCACCUUCCUAGUUAUUUACGUUGUGUUAUCCACCACCCUCAGUUAGCACAUGAAGAAAAGAUAUAUAUUAUCAUGAUUGCUUUCCAAAGAUCUGUAUUGUUCGUAUAUGAGCGUUCCUUUCACACAAUAACGCUAAUUGACACUCACCUUCACGGCUCUUCCCAUGGGGGGCUUGUUGCUUCAUGUAAUAUGACAGAUGUAAGGAAUUUCUCCAAAUGGGUUUCUCACAACGUUUUCCAAGAAUCUCUAUAUUAUCACGAACAAGAUGAGUUCCAGGCCGAGUUCGAACUUUCAGUUCUUAGUUUUUGUGGUGAAAUCAAAUCAUCAGACUGCAUAUCAACAAAACUACGCCAAUGGACACCGAAAAAUUUCAGCAUUUUCCCCGAGUUAAAUUCUUCUUCUGAUUCAUCAUGUGGCGAAUCUCCUGAGAAGGUAUAUUCUACUUCCAAUCUGAGAAACAUCUCCUUGCUCACCACUGGCUCAAAAAGAUCUCUAGAACCCCUGAGAACAUCCAGUUCAUCUUGUGAUAUAUCAGAAAAACGAUUGAGAUUCUAA